AUGCCUCCACACGUGCCGCGCAAGCGAUUGCGCGAGGAGUCGCCCGUCAAGUCAAGUCCUAAACGACAACAGGUGGCAAAGGGCAAAAGCAAGCCUGCCGCUUCGGGUGCACGCCGAAAGCCGACCCUGUACGAUGACCUGGAUGCUACUGCCACGCCGGAGUCAUCCAAAGGUGGCCGUUCUGUUUUGGAGGUCUUGAGCGACAGCGACGAGGAUAGCUCAUUGACCGAUCUAUCCGACGGAGAUUUCGAGGAUGUUCCUGUUGGCGAUGGACAGAAGCCGGAGGAAGCAAACGAGCCGUCCGACGAUGAUGAUAACGACGACAUCGAGUUCGAGGACGUUCCUGCUCCGAAGAACACCCUAGCAAAGGCGCCGACGGGAUUCACCAACUUGCAGCUCACUCUGGAUGCUGGCUUCGGCGCUACGACAGAUCCCUACGGCGACAAAAAGGGGCCAACCAAGCGCGAGAAAAAGAUCAGAAAUGUUACGCACUGCAUUCACGUGCAGUACUUGCUGUGGCACAAUGCUGUGCGAAAUUCUUGGCUCUGCGACCCCGAAGUUCAGGCAAUCAUGAUGUCUCAUAUCCCCCCUCGUCUAUGGGAUGAGGUGGACCGAUGGAGGAGAACCAGUGGACUGGAUGCGCAACCGAAAUCCAAACCAACCCUGAUGAAGAAGCCCACGCCGGUGAAGAAGACCCGGGGUAAAGGCAAGGCAAAGAAGACCGAAGAAAAAGACUCGAGAGACUGGGGUGCCGCAGCAGAGAGGCUCGAAGAGGGGGCUGUUGAUAUGAGCCACGGUGACCCGCUGUUCCGACUUAUGAAGUCGCUGGUGGCGUGGUGGAGGCAACGGUUCCGUAUCACAGCACCCGGGAUCCGGAAGUGGGGCUACAUGCACCCUGAAAGAGUUGGCAGACUGAGAAAGGCGUGGGAGAGCGAGGAUCACGACCAAGAUCGGUUCGGGGAAAGGAUCUGCGGCUUGGAGGAAUUUCGCCGAUGCGCCCAAGAAUGCACAGGAAGCCGAGACGUAGGAUCUCAGCUGUUCACGGCGCUUAUGAGGGCCCUGGGACUCGAGGCUCGAAUGGUUGCAAACUUGCAGCCGCUUGGUUUUGGAUGGACGAAGGCGGAGGAAGCUGACCCUGAAAAGGACAAGGCUGGAGUCUCGACAUCUAAGAGCAACGACGAGAAGAGUCAAGAAAGUGAAAAGACGAAGAAAGGCACCAAGAAAGGAACGAAAACAGCACCCAAGAAAGCGACUCCAUCCAAAACGACAAGUUCGAGACGCGCAAGUCAGAAAAAGACCGUCAUCGAGGUGCCUGAUACAGAUGAUGAACUUGGGUUAGAGCAUCCUGACAGCGACGACGAUUCGAUUGUAGAAUUGGAGGUCACCCCUCGGAAAUCGGCUCCAUCCAAGAAGUUUGACAACGAUCUAGAGUUUCCACAUUAUUGGACGGAAGUCAUGUCACCGGUAACGAAGAAAUAUCUGCCGGUUGACCCGAUCGUCAAGAAUGUUAUUGGUACCAACCGAGAGCUGAUUGAGUCUCUGGAACCCCGCGGAGGCAAGGCAGACAAGGCCAAGGAAGUAAUGGCGUACGUUGUCGGCUUCUCCCAAGAUGGAACAGCAAAGGACGUCACCGUUCGUUAUCUCAGAAAACAACUGUGGCCGGGAAGGACGAAGGGAGCAAGAAUGCCUUUGGAGAAAGUACCUAUUUACAAUCGCCAUGGCAAGGUAAAGCGACAUGAUCACUUUGACUGGUUCAAGUCUGCCAUGCACGGAUUCGUUAGGGGCAGUCGGAAAUACCCCCUUACCGAGGAGGAUGAGGCCGAGAACACAACUGACUUGACUCCGGCUCAACCCGAGAAGAAGGAGGUGAAGGAGGGCAGUGAGACCCUGGCUUAUUACAAGCAGUCCAAGGAGUUUUGUCUGGAGCGACAUCUCAAACGCGAAGAAGCACUCAUACCCGGUUCAAAACCUGUCAAGACUUUUAGAAACAAAGGCAAAGGCGGGGACAUAUCGGAGGAGCCAGUUUUCUCGAGAAAGGACGUUGUCAAUGUCAAGAGCGCAGAGACGUGGCAUAAGCAAGGCAGAGCACCAAAGCCUGGUGAACUGCCCCUCAAGCGAGUGCCGUACCGCGCUGCCACAACUAACAGACGCCGAGAAAUCGCGGAGGCGGAAGCCAUUAGCGGCGAGAAGGUUCUUCAAGGACUGUACAGUCUUGAGCAGACGGACUGGAUCAUCCCGCCGCCUAUCAAGGACGGCAUCAUCCCGAAGAACGAUUAUGGCAACAUUGAUCUUUUCGCCGAGCACAUGUGCCCCGAAGGUGCUGUCCACGUCCCUUUCCGAGGGGCCGUCAAGGUUUGCAAGAGGCUCGGCAUCGACUACGCAGAAGCUGUGGUGGACUUUGAAUUUGGACAUCGAAUGGCGGUUCCCGUCAUUCAAGGUGUGGUCAUUGCGGAGGAAUACCACGACCAGGUUAUGGAAGAGAUCCGCAAAGACGAAGCUGAGCGAGCACGCAAGGAGGACGAGAAACGGCGCAAAGAGGCAUUACGACUUUGGAGCAAGUUUAUCAAAGGGUUGCGCAUUGUCGAGCGCAUUCGGCAGGAUUACGGCCAUGUCGAUGACAGCGUUCCUGUUUUCCAGAAGCAUGGCGGGAGCAAGGAAGCUAAGGAGGACCAGGACGAGUCAUCUAAAGCGGAUGCAGAGGCGAUGCGGGUGCGAGAUGAAGAGAUGGCGGGCGGCUUUUUCCCUGAAGGGCAUGACGAAGAGGAGGCAGGCGGCUUCUUUGCCGAAGGACACGAAGAAGAAGAGGCUGAGCCCAAGCGGCUUACGUCAGGGUUCUUUCCAGUCGUCAAUGACGAAGAUGGCGACGAGAAUAUGGACGAUGCACUGGUUGUGGAUCACGGUGGUGAAGAUCAACCCAUUGCGGAAAGCGCGGAAGGCGUGGAGGACGUCGCUGAAGAGGCUUCAGAACCAGAGCCUCUCCCCGCGCCUGUGAAGGCUAAACCACGGGCGAAGAAAGCAACGAAAGCUACGACCAGAAGAUCGACCAGGCGCAGACGGAAGGUCGUUUCCGAAAGCGAGGAAGACGACGACGUAGAUGAAGAUUUCCAAGAUUCGGACGACGAUUAUGUGUGA
Messenger RNA from Colletotrichum gloeosporioides, 3132 nucleotides. RefSeq names its product DNA repair protein rhp42. Gene Ontology annotation, biological process: mismatch repair; nucleotide-excision repair. Lineage: Eukaryota; Fungi; Ascomycota; Sordariomycetes; Glomerellales; Glomerellaceae. Gene Ontology annotation, molecular function: damaged DNA binding; single-stranded DNA binding. The record is from RefSeq and is a predicted model, not a curated record. The transcript is spliced from 2 exons. Bases 1 to 3132 code for a protein of 1043 amino acids. Gene Ontology annotation, cellular component: nucleotide-excision repair factor 2 complex; cytoplasm; nucleus.